AUGAGUGCACUCCCGAGUCUUAUCCCAGUCACUCAAAAAGCACCGAAUGUGUGCGGAUACUGCAGGGCGCGGAAACAAGCUUGUGAUCGUACAGUGCCAAGCUGCCUAAGGUGUGCUGCUAAAGGUUUCAGCUGCGACUACUCCCCAUCCCCGCCUGUUCCAAGCACAACCUCCGAGCCUUUGAUCUUGCGUUCACAGUCAGGCGCACCACUUCUUUCUUGUCUCGGAGCUUGGAAACUUGUGCACUAUGUGACAACAAGCUUGAAGGCAUCGUCCGAUAUAAACGCAUCCUCCAAGCUCUCAGAUUAUGUGGUCGACAUCCUAAAAUUGGCUGAUAUCAAUCUGACCUCCAUCGUUGAGGAUUAUGGCCGAUCUAUCCGACACUGGUCUCCGACAGUCUACGACUGUACUCUUGAUCAAGGUACGGAGGUUAUUUUAACUAGAUACCCAGCGCUAGCUCUGAGUGUGUGGCUCGUUACCCAAAACAUCCGUAAACACGCUGAGCACCCUUCCGACUGCCAGCUUUACCGAGUUCUAAAACAGGUUCUUGCCUUGUUGCAGACAAAACAUGACGCAGAUAUAGAAGCAUUGCAACUAGGGCUAUCAAUAGCAGUGUAUGAAGUUGGUCAUGGCAUGGGAACACAAGCUUUCCAGACGAUAUUAAGCUGCAAGGCAAUACUAACUAUACUUGAACACGGUGCCACGGCUAUUGAUGACAUAUCGACGCUAGAGACAACAGAGUGGCUAAAAGCCUCUCUGAUUAUGCUCGACCGCAUACUUUUCGUCACGUCGCCGUCGCCAUCUUUCACACUCACUAUACCACCGAGCGAUCCCAUUUGCAAUGUGGAAUUCACUCAGUACCACCCGCCCAUCAUGCCAACACAUGUCCCAUCACCUUGUACGAAGGUUCACUUCCGCACUGUCGUUGCCCUUGGCACCGGCAAGGCUCUCGAUUACGUAAAUGCUCGUAGACGCACAACACAGCCUUACGAAAGCUACGACGCCGUCGAUAUGCAAACGUCGGGUUACAUCAGAAUGCUCAUGGAAGAUAUGCGGCCUUCUUCUUGGGUACAUUGCGACGCGAUAGGGCUGGGUUUCUGCUCGCACCUCUUGCUCCAGGAAGCUCAAGUGCUCUACCUAGCAGGACUGCCAUACUCGGACGAGCUUCGUAAACACAUCGAGAAAGCAAAUCUGGCGCUAAGGUACGCAAGGCGUAUGGCAUGGGAUAUGGUGAAGGUUUCGCUAGGGAAGCUGGAAAACGAGGACGAUGUGGCAAAGCUGCCGUUCGCGGCGCUGUGUUGCAUAUUGAGAGCCGGGAUAGCCGUCUUGGAGACAUCCAGAAUAUGUGACGAGCAGUUAGUAUCGAAUGAAGAAUUCGCAAUGCUCCAGAGGUGUAUGAGAUGGUUUAGCGCGCGGUGGCACGUGGGAGUGCAUCUUGAGGCGAGGCUAGAACAGUUUAUAAACAGUCAUACUUGA
This is a messenger RNA of Boeremia exigua, 1476 nucleotides long. RefSeq lists its product as uncharacterized. The transcript is spliced from 3 exons. Gene Ontology annotation, molecular function: zinc ion binding; DNA-binding transcription factor activity, RNA polymerase II-specific. The coding region runs from base 1 to 1476 and encodes 491 amino acids. Gene Ontology annotation, biological process: regulation of DNA-templated transcription. The record is from RefSeq and is a predicted model, not a curated record. Lineage: Eukaryota; Fungi; Ascomycota; Dothideomycetes; Pleosporales; Didymellaceae.